UUCGCAGCCAAAGCAGCGGAGGGGACCAGUUCGGCUCCCGAAAAAAACAAAAACAAAAAAAAAACAAGGAAAACGUCGUCACGGUCUCGCUGCGCCUCUGUCCGUCUUUAUUAUUAGCGAUUGGCUCCGCCCUCCUACCUGUGAAUCUUUCCCUGCUCUCCCCUCCUCUGGAGCGGAUCUGAUAGACGCUCUCAGCUGGCCGCUCCGUGCCAGGGCUGCAGGGGGACCGAAUGGAGGCAGCGACAUCCACCCGAGCGACGCGCCAGUCCUCGCCUUAACACAGAAGCGAAAACCCGAACCGCCUGUUUGAAUAUGUAGUCUUCUGAUCUGCGUUUUUCUCCCCAUUUAGGACAGAAUUAGACGCCAAGCGUUUACAGUCGAGUGAAGAAGUGUUAAAAUCGAUUCUUUAUCCGCUGAUCGUCAAGAUCCCUGAAUGGAAGACGGCUAGAGAAGGAACACAGCCCGGAACAUUUUUAUUAUUAAUUUUAUUUUCUAUUUUUUCCCUUGUUUGUGCGCCUGCAUUAUCAGGAAAAAAACGCAGCAGCCUGCAAACGACGCCGUCCCUGUCGCGGCAUAUGUCGUGAAAGAGCCAGAAAAGCCCCUCAGAAUGAGAAGCGCCUAAGAUUCGUCGUUAUUAUUGCGGAUUUAAAUGCCUCUCUCCAAGGGGCCACCGAGGCGCUAUUUUGGUCUGCUUUGCGUGCGCGGCGGCUCACAGUCAUUAAUCAUAAAAAAAUUAAUAGGCUUUUAAAGAAAAUAAACAUAAUUUGGUGGGGGUUAUCAGAAUCUAAUUCAAAAAGGGUUUUUUUUUCCUUUAUUUUUUUAAGCAAUAUGGCUGGUGAGUGGGGCUGGGGACGCUGGCACAGGCUCUCCAAGGCUCCUCAAUGCUAGCCGAGGCACAUGGCACGGAUCCCCAUGGAAGCGACAGCUCUAUGAGGACAAGCAGCAUCGAUAACAACAACAAUCCGGACUCUUCGAUCUUAAUAUCCAAGAUGGAUCGCGUUGUCAUCCACACGUCUGAGGUGCCAUGCGACACUUAUGGACAGCGCAUGUGGUGGGCAUUCCUCGCCUCCUCCAUGGUGACGUUUUUCGGGGGUCUCUUCAUCAUCCUGCUGUGGAGGACCCUCAAGUAUAUGUGGACUGUCUGCUGCCACUGCAACAUAAAAAAAAAGGAGGCUCAGAAGGUGAAUAACCCUGCCAACAACCUAACGGCAGACAAGACAACAAAAGGUCCUGAUGAGAAGGAGGAGGUAGUGGCCAGCGAAGUGGGAUGGAUGACUUCAGUCAAAGACUGGGCUGGUGUUAUGAUCUCCGCUCAGACACUCACUGGCAGGGUCCUGGUGGUGUUAGUCUUUGCACUCAGCAUUGGAGCCCUUGGAAUAUACUUUAUAGACUCCGCAGAUCCUAUAGAAUCCUGCCCUAUCUUCUACGAAGAUUUUACACUACAAAUCGAUAUGGCCUGCAACAUCUUCUUCCUUCUGUAUUUUGGCUUGCGGUUUAUAGCAGCCAAUGACAAGCUGUGGUUCUGGCUGGAGGUCAACUCGGUAGUCGACUUCUUCACUGUUCCUCCUGUGUUUGUCUCUGUCUACCUAAACAGAAGCUGGCUUGGUUUAAGAUUUCUGAGAGCGCUAAGACUGAUUCAGUUUUCAGAAAUUUUACAAUUCCUAAAUAUUUUGAAAACAAGCAAUUCCAUCAAGUUGGUGAACUUGUGUUCCAUCUUUAUAAGCACAUGGCUCACUGCGGCUGGAUUUAUACAUUUGGUAGAAAACUCAGGGGAUCCUUGGGAAGGCUUCACAAAUUUCCAGACGCUGUCUUAUUGGGAAUGCGUCUACCUGCUGAUGGUGACGAUGUCUACAGUGGGCUAUGGUGAUGUCUAUGCAAAAACAACCUUGGGCCGCCUGUUUAUGGUCUUCUUCAUCCUCGGUGGUUUGGCCAUGUUUGCCAGCUACGUCCCUGAAAUCAUAGAGUUAAUAGGAAACCGCAAGAAAUAUGGUGGUACCUAUAGUGCGGUUAAUGGGAGAAAGCACAUUGUGGUCUGUGGUCAUAUUACCCUCGAAAGUGUCUCCAACUUCCUCAAAGACUUCCUACACAAGGACAGGGAUGAUGUCAAUGUAGAAAUUGUUUUUCUCCAUAAUAUUUCCCCUAAUCUUGAGCUGGAAGCCUUGUUCAAACGCCAUUUUACUCAAGUUGAGUUCUACCAGGGAUCUGUUCUCAACCCUCAUGAUUUGGCCCGAGUGAAGAUCGAGUCAGCGGAUGCCUGCCUGAUUCUGGCUAACAAAUAUUGUGCAGAUCCUGACGCUGAAGACGCUUCUAACAUCAUGAGGGUCAUAUCCAUCAAGAAUUACCAUCCCAAGAUCAGAAUAAUAACACAGAUGCUACAGUAUCACAAUAAGGCUCAUCUGCUGAAUAUUCCCAGCUGGAACUGGAAGGAAGGUGAUGAUGCUAUAUGCCUGGCCGAGCUGAAGGCCGGCUUCAUUGCCCAGAGCUGUCUGGCUCAGGGACUGUCAACCAUGCUGGCCAAUCUCUUCUCCAUGAGGUCCUUCAUUGAGAUUGAGGAAGACACAUGGCAGAAGUAUUACCUUGAAGGAGUGGCUAAUGAGAUGUACACAGAGUAUUUGUCCAGUGCCUUUGCAGGCCUCUCCUUCCCCACUGUGUGUGAGCUGUGUUAUGUGAAGUUGAAGCUGUUGCUCAUUGCCAUUGAAUACAAGUCUGAGCAGAGAGAGAGCAGUAUCCUCAUCAAUCCAGGCAAUCACGUCAAGCUGCAGGAUGGAACACUCGGAUUCUUCAUUGCUAGCGAUGCCAAAGAAGUAAAGCGAGCAUUUUUCUACUGCAAAGCUUGUCAUGAUGACAUCACUGACCCCAAAAGGAUCAAGAAAUGUGGGUGCAAACGACUGAUUUAUUCCAAGAUGUCCGUCUACAAACGAAUGAAACUGGCAUGUUGUUUUGAUUGCGGCCGUUCAGAGCGAGACUGCUCUUGCAUGUCAGGCAGUGUACAUAGUAACAUGGACACCCUUCAGAGGGCCUACCCACUUUCCUCUGUCUCUGUUCAUGAUUGCUCAACCACUUUACGUGCCUUCUCCUCAGCUAAAUAUAAGUAUAAUGGAUUUGUCAGAUCACCAGCAGAUGGCGCUACAACACCACGGAACUGUGGAAGCCAGAAAGAGGCUGGCGUUCGAUUCAAAGCUGAUUGCAAUCUAGUUGAGGACGAGCAUCCGUCGACUCUCUCGCCCAAAAAAAAACAGCGCAAUGGGGGAAUGCGGAACUCACCCAACUGCUCGCCCAAAAUGAUGAGCCGACAUGACCCCCUCCUAAUCCCUGGAAAUGAACAAAUUGAGAACAUGGACAUGAAUGUGAAGAGGUACGACUCCACGGGGAUGUUUCACUGGUGCCCUUCCAAAGAGAUCGAGAAAGUCAUCCUGACCCGAAGUGAAGCCUCCAUGACUGUGUUGAGCGGCCAUGUAGUGGUCUGUAUAUUUGGGGAUGUCACGUCCGCUUUGGUGGGGCUGCGAAACUUGGUGAUGCCUUUAAGAGCCAGCAACUUUCACUACCAUGAACUAAAGCCUAUAGUUUUUGUUGGCUCAUUGGAAUACCUUCGGAGAGAGUGGGAGACUUUACACAACUUCCCCAAAGUCUCUAUCUUACCUGGUACACCAUUAAGUCGGGCAGAUUUAAGGGCUGUCAACAUCAACCUCUGCGACAUGUGCGUAAUACUGUCAGCCAAUCAGAACAAUAUCGAAGAUGCCUCACUGCAGGAUAAGGAAUGCAUCUUGGCAUCACUCAACAUCAAGUCUAUGCAGUUUGAUGACAGCAUUGGGGUCUUACAGGCUAAUUCCCAAGGUUUCACGCCUCCUGGAAUGGACAGGUCAUCUCCAGACAGCAGUCCAUUACAUGGCUUUGUGCGUCAGGCUUCGGUAACCACCGGAUCCAACAUCCCCAUCAUCACAGAGCUAGCUAAACCUGGCAAACUACUGCCAUUGGUUUCUCUCAGUCAGGAAAAUAACAGUGGAACCAGCAUACAAAUGAUAACAGAGCUGGUGAACGACUCGAAUGUUCAGUUCCUGGACCAAGAUGAUGACGACGACCCAGACACGGAGCUGUACCUGACUCAGCCCUUUGCCUGUGGCACCGCCUUUGCUGUCAGUGUACUCGACUCCCUGAUGAGUGCGACAUACUUCAAUGAUAACAUCCUCACACUAAUCCGGACACUAGUCACAGGAGGAGCCACGCCAGAGCUGGAGGGCCUUCUAGCUGAGGAGAAUGCGUUGAAAGGAGGCUACAGCACACCGCAGACGCUGGCCAAUAGAGACAGGUGUCGUGUCGCCCAGCUGGCCCUGUAUGACGGCCCUUUUGCUGACUUAGGGGAUGGUGGCUGCUACGGUGACUUGUUCUGUAAAGCGCUGAAAACAUACAACAUGCUAUGUUUUGGGAUCUACAGAUUAAGAGACGCUCAUCUCGGUACACCAAGCCAGUGCACAAAACGAUAUGUGAUCACAAAUCCCCCGUACGAGUUUGAGCUGGUGCCCACAGAUUUGAUCUUCUGCCUCAUGCAGUUUGACCACAACGCCGGCCAGUCACGAACAAGCUUAUCCCACUCUUCCCACUCCUCCCAUUCCUCCAGCAAAAAGAGCUCCUCGGUGCACUCUGUGCCCCCCUCCAACCGGCAGAACCGCAGCAGUAAGAGCAGAGAGGCGCGUGAGAAACAGAAUGCAACAAGGAUGAAUAGAAUGGGCCAAGAAAAGAAAUGGUUUACAGAUGAACCGGAAAAUGCCUACCCAAGGAACAUUCAGAUCAAGCCCAUGAGCACUCACAUGGCCAACCAAGUCAACCAAUACAAAUCUACUAGUAGCCUGAUCCCACCAAUCAGAGAAGUUGAAGAUGAAUGCUGAACAGGGGCAGGGGGGUUUCUUAGAUAACUCACCAGACAUCUGUGCACUCUGUCUAAGGAGAUGAGCAGAGAUCACCGGUGGAGAUGUGACGAUGAUACCGGCAAGGGCAUUGAAGACUGACACAUUUCUCUUCACUCUUUCUUCCAGUCAAGGGUUGAAUGGAAACCCGGACUAGAAGGGAUCUCCUGUGUGUAUACCUUGAUGUUACUUCCAUGCUUUGGACUCUGUUUAAUUUAUAAAUGUAUCCAUAGAUAUGUACAUAUUGACAAUCAAAUAAGGACUGUACAGCCCCUCACCCCUAGCACUUUUUUUUACAUUAUUUUAAGAAUUGACAAAAAAAGUACUUCCUGUUAUUCUUUGCAAUAGUUCACCUCUUCACAAGACCAUGUAUAAGGUGGUGAUGGGUCAUUGAAGAUAGAGGAUUGAAGCGAUAAACUGAUAUUAUCAUCUCCCAAAGAUCUUCCCAGAUGUGUCAUGUAAAACCAGCUGGGUUCAUCGUCAUCAUAUCUUCUGCCUGCUUCUGUUUUCUAUUUGCACUAAAACAAAAAAAAGCUUCUCUUGACAGAACAACUGGAAGCAUCAUCCCUCCACCAGUAAAUUGUCUCGGAGGGGAUUAACAUAUGGAUGGAAAGAAGAAGGAGGAAAGGGAAGAGAAGGGGCGCUGGGCUUUGAAUGCAUACUAAUCUUGUUCUUCGGUUGUUAUCCAUCGUGUUGUUGCUUAUGGUUUGCAGAUUUACCUUGAAUCAUUACUUUGAGCAAGAGCAUUCAAACCUUGCAGAACAUAAUCACCUUGCAAAGCAGAAAUCUAUUAACUAAGAGAAUGGUGCAAUGAAGGUUCAUGCUUCCUUGAAAGACAACUCUGUACACAUAUGUUGUCUGCAGAUAUGUCAAAUACUAAGGCUGAGAUUCACAUUCAACCAUACAUGUGUGCCUAAUCCCCCUAUAUACCACACUGUGGUGGUUCUUACACAAGUGGUACCUUGGGUGAGCCCCUUCUUCUGUAUGCUAAAAUGAAAAGACAGCAUAUUUUAACUGUGUAAAAGGAGUUCCUGCCCAGUGUAGAACUGUCAUGUUCAGGUUUGGUCAGUUUUAAUAUUUUAGAUUUUAAACAAAUACAGUGUAGAUCACACAAAAAUGAUGAAAUUGCCUUUUAAUUUAACAGAAUCAGAAGCUGCUAAUCAGAACAAUUUUCUCACUGUGCUUACACUGUGCAAAAACAGGGCAGCACUGGCUAACCAUUGACUGGACAUGCAAAUAAACAACUGAAAUCCUAGCUUUUCCAGCCUGCCCUCAAGUACUGGUGAUGCCCCCUAAGGUGUGACACCCUGGGCAUUGGACCACUGAUAACACAAACUUUAUAGUUUGGUUGAUUGGUCUGAAAACAUAGAAACGUUAAAGUUCAACCUGUCCAGUCCGUCAUAUAUUAAGUCUUGUGUGUGAACCUGUGCAUCUCAGCCAUUUGUUUCUCCUGUGUCACACUUAACACUGUAAAGCACCCACCCUCACUGGAUUGUAUGUAUUGGUGCAGCCUGGAGGGAACAGCAUGAACGAUCCUAGUACUAAAACAAGACUACUAACAGUAAUAAAAGCUAAAGGGUUUGGAUCUACAAACAAUUAAGUUGCAUUAAGAUUAAAAAGAAAAACACCCAACUAUGAUUGAUUCAUCAUGAAAGCUGAUUGACUUUCCUAAACACGUCACCGUAGCAUCUGUGACAGAACGGGGAUCACAAAGAAGAGUGCUGCCAUUUUCUGAACAUUUUUUUCAUUUUGGUUUCAUCUUAAAGUUUGUGUCUGUUAAAGGAAAUGCCACAUAGUGCAUAAAAGUGGGCAAUAGUGGGCCCUCGUUUGAUCAAAGCCACUGCCUGGCACAGGGUUGGCACAGAGGCAGUUAAGAGCUUGGAUGUUCUCUGCUGCCAAUCCGUAUGUCAAAUGUCUCAAAACUCCUAGAAGUUAACCAGCUGCAAUUCAUCCUGUAAAACAAUCAUAGUUGGUAGAAAUGCAACAAGUGCACAGAUGGCAUUAAAGAACACUGAAGAUGUGGUUGUGUUCUCAAUGCCAGCCUUUGUGCACCUGUAGAUCCAGAUCCAGCUCUUACGGAGUAAACCUUAUUGAAAUGUGUUGGUGGAUUUAUAUAUUUACACUUUAUUUUAUACCCAUAAGCAUAACCAAUUUGUAUUUAUUUUUCUAACAAAGAAUCUAUAAGAAAUUGUUUAAGAAGGUAGUCAAAAUCUUUAACAUAUUAACUAAACUUGUGUUUGAGCAAAAUUACUAUUUAUUUUUCACAUUUAUUUAAACAAUAUAUUAAAUUAUUUUACCCCCCGCAUCCUAUUACUAACAGACUGCAUCGCUCCGGAGCAGACAAAACUCACAGCUUGGCUCCAUUGAGUGCAAUCAGAAAUUAACUUGAGCUCACCUUAAGCAUUGUUCAGUUGCAUUGUGUCUACCAAACAAUGUGUAAGGGUAGAUGUAGGCGAAUUCUGUUUUGGAGUGGUGAUGAGGAGUCAAAGAAGAUGACGUUGCUCCCACUGUGUCCAGGCCAGAGCUAACUGACCUUCAAGAGACGUGUUUGACCUAAAUUAGGUCUCUACUGUGGAGAAAGAGGAUGCGAAAACCACAGCACAGUGUGCUAGCAUUAUCACGAGACAACAUAUUUUAAUAAAAUAAAUAUAUAAGAAGAUGCUGUCUGUUUACUGCAGUGAUUCUCUUCUCUGUGGACUGUAAAGGAAAAUUAACUCCAAACAUAGGAUACCUUUUUGGAAUGUGGAAAAAAAAUAUAUUGUGCUAAACAUGUUUGUGUAAAUUCAACUCAUGAUAUAGACUUCGCGUCUUUCUCAAACAAAAAGCUUCAGUGUCUGUCUAUUGGGUGUAACUAUACUGGCGCUUCAUACACAUUGUCCUGAAGUGAACUUUUGGAACUGUGAUUACAUCAUUGUCACACAUUGUAGUAAAUAGAUUUCUUAAAAAAAAAUAAAAAAGUAUAUGUGAGUAAAAUGCUUGUAUAAUUCGGUUGUUUAUAGCAAUUUUGCUCGCCUGAAUGCUAAUAAAUUAUUAAUAACAUGACAAUGACUCAAACAUUCAAGGAAAAGUCAGAUCUGGUUCAACAUUUGAAAUGGAAGGUAGCACCAAUUCAGCAACAGUUAUCAACAAGUGAGAACAUCCUUGGCUUUCCUGGUUUUUACUUUGUUACAAUCCAAGGUUUACAUUCCAUUUUGUCAGCUUGUCAUUAUCUGUCGCAAACUGUCACAACUGUUUUUGAUUUGUUUACAUGGUACCUUUAAGGCAUUUAAUGGUUCAAACUGACAACACAUGAAUUAAUACAUCAUUUAUUUUACAUAUACCUGAUGACUGUGCUAUUUCUACCUAAACCCCACUAGUACAACUUAUUCAAACCAGCGUUAUGGACAACACUGGACUAAGAUGUUCUUCCUACACCUUUAGGAAUGUCUUUGUACUGCAUACCUCUAAAGCUUUUUUUUGUUAAGUGCCAUGAAGAGUUGAACACGCAUCCUUCAGUCAUUCACUUCAUAAAAGAUAAGAGGGGUUUUUUUUAUCCACUGUGAGAAACAGUGUCUAGUACUGACAUGGAGAACAUCCAAGCCACCAAUGCCUCCAUGCCAGUAUUGUGCCAGGCAGUGCAGGAGGUCAGGAGGAGGGCCCAAAAUUAAGUCCCACUAAAGCGAAAAGUGGCAUUGAGGUCGUCAGAGCUCGGGAAGUUACAACCUCCAGAGGUCAAAUUAUGCAUAUUGUCUCUGUUACAGGUCAUGUCACAUUGUGCAGUGAAAUUUGGAUGACUGAAGGAUUCACAAGCCCAUAUUUGUUACAUCACACAUGGUUUUUCACUUAGAAAAUCAAAGAUCAAAGAAUAAGAUGCAUCAUUUGUUAAUGUGGCAUUAUGUUGCAUUAUUUUUAUUUUCAGUUAUAAUGUUUGUGACUGUAAAAGAUGGGUAUAAUUUAUGUGCAAGGGAUUGUACUAGAUAUACUACUAUAAGAUGGGCAAUGGAGGUAGGUCUCAAGUCUUAACAACACAUUAAAGUUGCGUUCAGCAGUUUUGUCCAAAAAAAUGGUUCCUGUUUAUCAUUUCAGGAAGAUUUCAGAAUACUACCGUUGAUUAUCCCAGAUAGGAAUUGUUGGCAUAUUGUCAUUGCAGUAUACAGGAGUCUGACAUAGCAUUAUAAUUAGCUUGGAUGUGUUUUAGAUUUGAAGGAUAAACGGAUUAUUUGACGGUGCUGAGUUAUUCUACCUGACUCUGUCAAAUAUAAUCUGCUGAUAAAUAUUCUGUCUUGUACAAAAAGUUUGUACAUAGAUUGUACAUGGUUUCUUUUUGUAUUUUCUCAAAUUAAAAUGGAUGUAUUUGUGUUCUAAA
This is a messenger RNA of Girardinichthys multiradiatus, 9246 nucleotides long. RefSeq names its product potassium large conductance calcium-activated channel, subfamily M, alpha member 1a (gene kcnma1a). The transcript has 34 exons. Gene Ontology annotation, cellular component: postsynaptic membrane. The record is from RefSeq and is a predicted model, not a curated record. Bases 882 to 4883 code for a protein of 1333 amino acids. Gene Ontology annotation, molecular function: large conductance calcium-activated potassium channel activity. NCBI's taxonomy places the organism in Eukaryota, Metazoa, Chordata, Actinopteri, Cyprinodontiformes, Goodeidae. Gene Ontology annotation, biological process: potassium ion transport; transmembrane transport.